Geodia barretti is the source of this 1218-nucleotide messenger RNA. The record is from the annotation of a GenBank genome assembly. NCBI's taxonomy places the organism in Eukaryota, Metazoa, Porifera, Demospongiae, Tetractinellida, Geodiidae.
UACAGUACACAAACAUCGCACUCGAGGGUGUGGCUACGCUUCAACAAACACCAACACUGUGCUUGCUUGGACAAGAGCGGGUUGCUCCGCGAGACUAGAAACAGUAAGGCCCCCACCACCAUGGCCUCCACUCAACUAUCACUGUCCGAAGUAGUGCCAGCUCUUGAUAAUCUGACAAUAGAAAAGACAAAGGAGCUAUUUGUUCAUCUCAAUGUCCAACUGAAAACUCUUGAUGACAUUGACACAAACCACACGGGAAACAUGCGCAAGAUCCACUACGUCCAGGCCUGGUUUGACCAGGAGGCGGGGGCCAGUUGGGAGAAAAUUGUAGCUGGCCUCAAACAGAUUGGUAUGACAGCACUGGCCAACACCGUCAUUAUGGCCUCCGGCCUCAACCUCCCCUCCUCUCCAGUGACAACAGCCCCAGAGGCAGGUGGUCCUCAAACCAGUAGAUCAUCUCCCAGUGAGCCCACUCUCAGUCCCCUGGCACGUCCCUCCUCCCCCACUGGCAGGGUGUCACAGGCGAGAGCCGAGAUCGACCGACUCAGUGACACCUUCUCAGACCUCAUGUCCGACACGAGAGAUGAAAUGUGCACGAGAGAAAGUAUAGAUCCACGGUUUCUUGACAAGUUCCGUGAUCGUCUUUUAGAUCUUCCUGUCGCCCAAAAAGUCCCUCAUGUCAAGUUUUUUCAUGAAAGGCUGGAUGAAUUUCUAAAGGCAGAGAAUACUCCCAAAAUAUUUGCCAUCAUCCGGUGCUACAGCAGCUACCGCAACUACGCAGUUCUCCGAGAGGUGGUCAGGAAGUUCUGUCAGGGUUCGCUCCAGCGAAGGAUGCAGGAAUACUGCGACUCACUCGAGAAGUUUGAGAAAGCGACAAUGGUCGAUGUGUACCUCGAGGCCAUUGAAGCUAGUGAUGUUCUCGCCUCAGAAUUCACCAAAAUGACGGUAAAGAUCAACAAGCCAGUGUCGCAGUGCACUCUCCACGAAAUUCGCAAGACGACCGAAGCGAUCGCAGAAAGAGCGUCUCUACAGUCGUACAGUGUGUACAUUGGGGCGGUGUUGGAGGGCUCGGUUGUGGUGGAGCUGGGACUCCCGUCCAGCUGUGUGGGGUGGAUUCUGGGAGCCUUGACACCCGACUUCCUAGCCACACAUCUCCUGUCAGACGUGGUCCUCGGUCAAGAGAUGCUUUUUACCGUCAACAAGCCUCGGGAAAUGUUG